AAAAAUCUUAGCAGCACAAAUCCGAGAAUUGGAGAUACCACUUGCUUUCUCAGCCUUGAGAUCAGCCCUGAUUUUCAUUUUGAGUUCCCGUCCCGGCCGACGUCAACGAUGAUUCACUUUGUACUUCUAAUCAGUAGACAAGGGAAAGUUAGGUUGACAAAAUGGUAUUCUACUUAUUCUAAGAAGGAAAGAUCUAAGGUACUCCGAGAGCUGAGUGGGGUGAUUCUCACAAGAGGCCCCAGACUCUGCAAUUUUGUGGAAUGGAGAGGACUUAAAGUCGUUUAUAAAAGAUAUGCUAGCCUUUAUUUCUGCAUGUGCAUAGAUCCUGAUGGCAAUGAAUUAGAGAUCCUGGAAAUUAUUCAUCACUAUGUUGAGGUUCUUGACAGAUACUUUGGCAGUGUUUGUGAAUUGGACUUGAUCUACAACUUUCAUAAGGCGUACUAUAUAUUGGAUGAAAUCUUGAUAUCUGGUGAACUUCAAGAGUCAAGCAAAAGAACUGUUGUACGUUCAGUAGCUGCACAGGAUUCACUGGUGGAGGCCGCAAAAGAGCAAACCGGUAGUACCAUUAGCAAUAUAAUCGCACAUGCCGCAAAGUAG
Gossypium arboreum is the source of this 597-nucleotide messenger RNA. Its product is annotated as AP-1 complex subunit sigma-1-like. Bases 109 to 597 code for a protein of 162 amino acids. Gene Ontology annotation, biological process: vesicle-mediated transport; intracellular protein transport. Gene Ontology annotation, molecular function: clathrin-cargo adaptor activity. NCBI's taxonomy places the organism in Eukaryota, Viridiplantae, Streptophyta, Magnoliopsida, Malvales, Malvaceae. The transcript is spliced from 7 exons. Gene Ontology annotation, cellular component: AP-1 adaptor complex; membrane coat; intracellular membrane-bounded organelle. The record is from RefSeq and is a predicted model, not a curated record.